Messenger RNA from Epinephelus lanceolatus (giant grouper), 3170 nucleotides. RefSeq names its product transient receptor potential cation channel, subfamily C, member 6b (gene trpc6b). Gene Ontology annotation, biological process: calcium ion transmembrane transport; single fertilization; regulation of cytosolic calcium ion concentration. Gene Ontology annotation, molecular function: inositol 1,4,5 trisphosphate binding; protein binding; store-operated calcium channel activity. Gene Ontology annotation, cellular component: cation channel complex; plasma membrane. The record is from RefSeq and is a predicted model, not a curated record. Lineage: Eukaryota; Metazoa; Chordata; Actinopteri; Perciformes; Serranidae.
CUGGGUGAAGUCAGACAGGUGGUGGAGAGGCUGACAGGAGCCGGUGUGUGUUGUGCUCGCUUUGGGACGGAGUUUGGAUUUAAAGAAGUGAAGGUGAAGUCAUUUGGCCACAUCGGUGAGUGUCUCCUUGCCUGUCAUGAUGAUGCGGAGGAGCAGCAGCAGGACCAAAACAACAAGGCGUUCUCAAAAAUCCAGGCAGGUGGAGCAAUGAAUGCAGAGCCAUGAUGCAGGCUGUGACCAAACCUCGGAGACAAGCUUUACGGGGAGCUGGUUACCUGUAUCAUUCUCAGUCCACCUCCUGCCUCUCCAAGACAGAGGAAGUUUUCUUAAAUGCUGCAGAAUAUGGCAACAUCCCCGAAGUGAAGCGGAUUCUAGAGGAGCUGCCAGAAUUCGACGUCAACUGUGUGAACUACAUGGGCCAGAAUGCACUGCAGCUGGCAGUUGCCAAUGAGCAUUUAGAGGUGACUAAGCUCCUGCUCAGAAAGAAAGACCUGGCUAGAAUCGGAGAUGCUUUGCUGUUAGCCAUCAGUAAAGGCUAUAUCCGUAUAGUGGAGGCCCUACUGAGCCAUCAAGCCUUUGCAGACGGCCAGAGGCUGACUAACAGUCCCAGCCAGGCGGGUACACAUGAUGACUUCUUUGCCUAUGAUGAGGAAGGCACGCGCUUCUCUCAUGACAUCACUCCCAUCAUCCUGGCCUCCCAGUGUCAUGAGUAUGAAAUUGUGCAUACACUUCUUAUGAAGGGGGCCCGUGUAGAGCGGCCCCAUGACUACUUCUGCCAGUGCGGGACCUGCAGCGAGCAGCAGAGACAUGACUCAUUUAGCCAUUCACAGUCCCGCAUUAAUGCAUAUAAAUGUCUGGCCAGUCCAGCGUAUCUGUCCCUCUCCAAUGAAGACCCAGUGAUGGCAGCUCUGGCACUGAGCAAUGAGCUUGCAGUUCUGGCCAACAUUGAAAAGGAGUUCAAGAAUGAUUACAAGAAACUAUCCAUGCAGUGUAAAGACUUUGUGGUGGGACUCCUGGAUUUGUGUCGAAACACAGAGGAAGUGAAGGCCAUCUUGAACGGGGACACAGAAUCAUGUCAAAGCUCUGAGACCUUGGGCCGACAAAACCUUCUCAGGUUAAAACUUGCAAUAAAAUAUGAAGUUAAAAAGUUUGUGGCACAUCCAAACUGCCAACAGCAACUUCUCUCCAUCUGGUACGAGAAUUUGUCAGGACUGCGUCAGCAAACCACAGCCGUUAAAAUCCUUCUUGCCCUUGGUGUAGCUUUUGGGUUGCCCGUACUGUCCUUUAUGUACUGGAUCGCACCCUCAAGUAAGUUAGGAAAACUCAUGUGUGGACCUUUCCUGAAGUUUGUGGCCCACGCAGCCUCCUUCAUGAUAUUUCUUUGCCUACUGGUCCUGAACGCGGCAGACCGUUUUGAGGGAACAUCGCUGCUGCCUAACAUGACCAGCCACGAUCACCCCUCACAACUGUUUCGAAUGAAGACAACCCCCUUCACCUGGAUGGAGAUUCUCAUCAUAUCCUGGGUCAUAGGAAAAAUCUGGGAAGAAUGUAAAGAUAUUUGGUCGCAGGACAUCCGAGAAUACAUCUCAGAGCCCUGGAACCUCCUUGACUUCAGUAUUUUGGCCAUUUUUAUGACCUCUUUCAUUGCCAGAUUAAUGGCCUUCUGGCAUGCGUACUCUGCCCAGUGUUAUGUUGACCAGCACUAUACUGACCUGUCCAACAUGACCUUGCCCUCUGAGAUACAAUAUUUCCAGCUGGCUCGAAUCAACUGGAUACCCUCAGACCCGCAGCUUAUUUCCGAAGGCCUCUAUGCAAUUGCAGUUGUGCUGAGCUUCUCUCGCAUUGCAUACAUCCUGCCUGCCAAUGAGAGCUUCGGGCCGUUGCAGAUCUCUCUGGGAAGAACAGUAAAAGACAUCUUUAAGUUCAUGGUGAUUUUCAUCACUGUUUUUGUGGCUUUCAUGGUGGGAAUGUUCAAUCUGUACUCAUACUACCUCGGAGCCAAGCACAACGAUGCCUUCACAACGCUUGAGGAGAGUUUUAAAACGCUAUUUUGGGCUAUCUUUGGCUUGUCGGAAGUGAAAUCAGUAGUCAUUAACAUCGACCAUAAGUUCAUUGAGAACAUUGGCUAUGUUCUCUACGGGGUGUACAACAUCAUCAUGGUGAUCGUCUUGCUGAAUAUGCUCAUUGCCAUGUUCAACAGCUCCUUCCAGGAAAUUGAGGAUGAUGCUGAUGUUGAGUGGAAGUUCGCCAGAGCUAAACUCUGGUUCUCGUACUUUGAGCAGGGUGGCACACUUCCUGUGCCCUUCAACCUUGUGCCCAGCCCCAAGUCUGUCAUUUCCCUCCUGUUGGGUAUAAGGGAAUUUCUCUGGGAUGUGCUUAAAGGCAAAAGCAAAGACAACUCAAAUGAUGAGAUUGAACUUAACAAGUUGAGGCAACAGGAAGACCUGAGUGCUGAAUCACCGCUUUGUCCAACCCGCCACCAAGACAUAAUGAAUCGCCUCAUCAAAAGAUACAUCUUAAAAGCACAGAGAGAUAAAGACAAUGAUGAAAUAAAUGAAGGUGAAUUAAAGGAGAUCAAACAGGACAUCUCCAGUCUGCGCUAUGAGCUGCUGGAAAGGGCAAACCAUGACACGGAGACACUGGCAAAGCUCAUCAGGCAACUGGGGGAAGUCAUGCAUGCUCAGCAGAAAGAGGAGCAGAAAGAAUAAGCUGGCUAUACUUUCUUAAAAAAUGUAAGGAUCAGAGAUGAAUUAAUGGGACAUGCUGCACUCUCAAAGGUCAAAGGGCCCUUGGGCACAGACCUUAUACACAUUAUGGGGCAAAAACAACAGAUAAUAAUGGAUAUUUGAAUAUUAAAAAUGGUAAACACACUUGAUUUUUUCCACUUGAUGUAAAUGUAUUCCUUAAGGUGGAAGACUCAGAUUCUCUUUGUCCCUGUGUCUAUACAGUUAAUCACAUGGUGGCACUAAUGGAUCUUUUUUUUUUUAUUAUUAUUAUUGUUGCUCAGGCUCUGUGACACUAAUAUGCACUACUGACUGCUAACAUAUGACGGUGCUGCCUGUUAACAGCUGUUUGUGUGGUUUGAUUUAGAGGUGAUUUUUCCAUCUGGAGUACAGAGCAGAGCAGUUCAGACUGAAAAAGCACGUGUCUGGAUGUGUCAGUGGCGGGCU